AUGCGCCUGUGCCCACGAAGCGCCGACUACUGCUUGUUGCCCAGCGGCCGGCGCCUUCCGUGGACGAUGGACCGAACCCUCGCGGUCAUGGACGCUCCGCGGACCUCGGGCAUGGCGACCCCGCCGCCGCCGACCCAGGACGCCGGCCAUCGCGCGACGGACGCCCGACCCGCGCUCGGGACCAUGUCCAUCGCAACCAAGGCUAAGACCAUGCGCUACAAGAGCAUGGGCGGCAGCGCUGACGACAAGGAGAACCGAAGUAGUGCCAAUGACGUCAACCAGCUUCGCACCGACCGAUCGCUUGCCUCGCGCCAUGAGCCCAUCGAGUUCAUCCCACUCGGACGCCGCAAUGUGAAGCCAACGUCCAUGCUCCCCAAGCAAGCGCUCGAGAAGAAGCGAGGCCGACAGCUGGAAUACGAAAACACCUCGCGGCCCCUUGCUGGUACUACCGUGACGCUGCCAUCGCUCCGUUCGUGGGCGCCCCAUGCGAAGGCGUCCUCGGUACCGCCCAUGCUUUGUCCACGCCCCGCGCUCGAGCGAAUCACGUUGCCGGGCCUUCAGACGCGCGUCAACCCAACCUUAAUUGGUGGCAAACCGUGGACCGCCCCUCGACUUGGCUGCAUAACCAAUCCGUUUGGCACGGCCGUGCCAAAAGUCACGGUGGCUCCAUCUCGGCACGUACCGACGUUGAAGACGUCACCAGCUCGCUUGCGCCGGCCGACGACACGGACGCCGCACCACGUCACCAAAGUCCGCGCCUUCUACCAUGCAAAGGUGGUGCAGGACCUCAAGGCGCGCUACGUCAAGUUGCGGGCUGUCGACGAGACACCGCCGACGUCGCCUCGCGUUGAGAAAGAACCGAUCGUCCCGAUGCAAAACCUCGGCGCGCGCAUCAAGCGCAAGGCGCAACUCAAGAUGCAAUCCAAGCGCAAGGCUACCGAGAUGGAGAAUGUCAUGGCCACGCCGACGCCCAAGCGACUUCGCCGACGAACCAAGGCAGGAACCUCGGUCGCUAGCAUGCUUGCAUUCAACGACCAUUUGCUGCAGUCAUGGGAAACGCAGCUGUCGGCAGAAGCAUCUCCACAGGUGCGCGUCCACGACAAGCUCAUUGCGUCGCUGGAGCUCAAGUACAAACUUCACGAGACGCUUGACUUUCUCUCGCAGCUCGCGCGGUUACAAGGAGAAACGGCGUAA
Molecule: messenger RNA, 1194 nt
Organism: Saprolegnia diclina VS20
Lineage: Eukaryota; Oomycota; Saprolegniomycetes; Saprolegniales; Saprolegniaceae
Exons: 6
Coding region: 1-1194 (397 amino acids)
Source: RefSeq, a predicted model, not a curated record